UGUGCCGCGCGCUCCUGAGCGAGCGGUCUCCAUGGCAACCAGCGGGGCCCGCGCCCGGCCCCUGGGUCCCCGCCACCGCCCUCGCCGCCGCGCUGACCGGGAAGCAGUUCCCGCGGCGUCGCCGUGACUCGUGGAGCUGGCCGCGGCCCGCAGGGCCCUCGCGGUGGCGCCGGCGCGGAGGAAGCCGCGGAGACCCAGGUACGCGCGCCCGCCCGCAGGUGCCGCCCUCUUUGUUCUGCCCAGGUGGGCGCGGGGCACCGAGCCGCCCGUGCGCCCCGCACCCCCGCUUCCGCAGUCCACACCGUAAAAAAGGAAAAUAAUAAUCAUCUUCAUCCUUCGGGGCCCCGAACCAGCCCGGCCUGGCGCCCCACCUCCGGGCCCGGCGAGGCCGCAUCCGGAACCGGAACCAGAACCAGGCCGCGCGCGGGCCUGGCCGGUCCCCUGCCCUGCACCUCAGCCCGCCCCAGCACCCCGAGGCCCCCGGUCGAUUCUGGCGCCCCGGCCCCGCUGCACCCACCCUUCGGCCUUCGCGUGUGGCCCGCCGCGGCCGGGAUGGUGCAGCCGCAGACCUCCAAGGCCGAAAGCCCGGCCUCGGCUGGGGCUGCCAACGCCCAGAUGGACGACGUGAUCGACACGCUGACCUCGCUGCGCCUCACCAACUCCGCGCUGCGCCGCGAGGCCUCCACGCUGCGCGCCGAGAAGGCCAACCUCACCAACAUGCUGGAGAGCGUGAUGGCCGAGCUGACCCUGCUGCGCACCCGCGCGCGCAUCCCCGGGGCGCUGCAGAUCACGCCGCCCAUCUCGGCCAUCACCUCCAACGGGACGCGCCCCAUGACCACCCCGCCCACCUCGCUGCCUGAGCCCUUCUCCGGAGACCCGGGCCAGCUGGCGGGCUUCCUGAUGCAGAUGGACAGGUUCAUGAUCUUCCAGGCCUCCCGCUUCCCGGGGGAGGCCGAGCGAGUGGCCUUCCUCGUGUCCCGCCUGACCGGGGAGGCCGAGAAGUGGGCCAUCCCGCACAUGCAGCCAGACAGCCCCUUGCGAAACGACUAUCAGGGCUUCCUGGCCGAGUUGCGGAGAACCUACAAGUCCCCCCUGCGCCAUGCGCGGCGCGCCCAGAUCAGGAAGACUUCAGCCUCCAACAGGGCUGUGCGGGAGCGGCAGAUGCUGUGCCGCCAGCUGGCCGCGGCGGGCACUGGGCCCUGCCCGGUGCACCCAGCCUCCAGUGGGACCAGUCCAGCUCCGGCUCUGCCCGCUCGGGCACGGAACCUUUAGGAAGCCGCCACCAGCCCGGUAGCAUCUGCAGCCAUCCGGGUAGCAUCGGCUGUUUGCUGUGGAGAAGAAAUGUCCAUACAACAGCAUCCCUCUUGGAAAGCCGUCCCCUCCUGACCUCUGUUCCCGCCCAGUCUGGGUGCCCCGGUCACCUGCCUCGCUGUUGUCCAUGUGCUAGCUCUUACCUGCAACUUCCAGUGCAUGCUUUCCCUCUCCCUGCAGUUUGGCCUGUGCCAGGCCCGCCGACCCUCAGCACAACUCUGGGACCAUUGGGACCGCAUCCCUUGACCCCCAGCCGGACCUCCUGCUAAGUGGCAAAGCCCUGGGUAGCUCCCCACCUGCUCGCCCCACUACUGCCAAUGGGCUCUGGAUAGAAAGAACCAGCCUGGCCAGGCUGGGGGCUUGAUGUGUGCACCUCGAGAGGGGGUCUGGCUGUGUCCUCCUUGGCUGGUCAUCAACACCGGCAGGGCCAAGUGCUGUCCUAACGUCGCCGGGGCAAGCUGCAUUCCACUGCCACACAUUCCAGCUGGGAUGCACCUCCAUUCAUGCCCGGCUUCAGCUACCAGGGUCCCGAUGGCUCCGGGAGAUAGAGGAGUCUCACUUGCCUGCUAUCAAAGGAUCGGGGACCCUGGGCAGGUCCAUCAGGUCCCCAUGGGCAGGGGAUUCAUGCAUACCGAUUGCCAAGAGCCAUGGCACACUGAAGGGGGACGCUAGUGGCUCCUUUACUGCCCUGGGUCUCUAGUGGGGAGCUCACGAGCUGCUGGUGUUUGGCGUCCCCCCAGCCCCCCGCCAAUGCUUCCAUUGAGACCCAUUUCCUUUUGAUUCAGACGCCACAAGGCCUUCGCCUUAGCCCCUCGGCCGUCCUCGCUAUCCCCAGGUCUGCAGAGAUGCCGUGUGGCACAGCCUUCCCGCACGUGGGCUGCUGCGUCUCACCUUUAGUGAAGAAUAAAUGAACUUCUCUUGGAGCAAGGCAUCGCCUCUGGGAAAUCCGUUCAACACCGAAGGCAGAGUUGUGGACUGCUGGGUCCCCGAGUGGGAAUCUCACAGAACCGGCCCUGUGUCCCCUCUGGCUGCUGCUCAGAGGGACACAGCUAUACCUCAAGGUGUGUGGCCUUGGGUUCCUUGCAGAGAGACAACUGAGAAAUCCUGUUCUGAUCCAGCCUUGGCCCGGCCCUUUGGACUGCGGCACUCCAACCACACUCCGCUGUCCCAGGAUCUGCACCGACACGGCCCCGUGGACCCAGGAGGAGAAGGGUUCCUUCUGCCCUGACUCGGUGGCCCUGCCUGGACUGCACAAGGGCUCCCGCUGCACCCGCCCUUAGCUGUCUGUGUCCUGGGAUCCUGAGCAUAGGGCCUGGGACCCAUCUCCUCCUCUAGGGAAUUUCAGUGCUGCUGGAAGAGUGACUGAUUUUAAAGCAACCCUGGCCCUCCCAGGUCAGGAGACCCCGUGGUGCCGAGGCUCUGUUAGCCCUGCCGACCAGCUGCCUGGAUACAGGCUUCAGGUUCCCUGGACUCCGCCUUGUCCCUUUGGUGGAACCAUGGUGCUCAUCCAUAGGAAGCGGAGGGAAGGGCCCCAGUGGGGCUGCUGUUCGAGGUGGGGCUGGUGAUGGGUGGCAUGCUGGUCACCUCCUCCUGCCACAGUGCCCUUCUGUGCCGGGGACUGUGUCAGCAGGGCCUGCAUCUGCUAACAGAGGUGUCAACAGGUGCAGGAGGACAGUAGUGCCUGCAGGCGGAGGCGGGGCAGGGGGAAGAGGCCUGGAAGGGCUCUGUGUGGCCCGGCCCAGCACAGAGGGGCACAGCUGCCAUCUCUGCCCCAACUCCUGCUGUGAGAGCUCCCGGGUCCGUGCCAGCACUGAGGGUUGGGCCACACGGGCAGGGCUGGCCACCCUCCCAUCCAUGUCCACUGCUGGCCCUUUGCCUCUGAUGGUUGUGCCUGGCCCAGGCUGCUGCUGUCCCAGCUAUGUGUGGUUUGGUGACUCCUGGCGCUCCCGUCAGUGGCACAAGACUGGCACAUGGUUGCCACCUUCUCGAUGGCUCCCCACGACUCUGGACCUGUAGCAGAUGAUAGCGGGCCCUCAUGGCUCCCAGAGGAGGGCACCUCAGUCCGGGGCAGGGGAUGAGACCCAAGGCCUGUGCAGCCCAGGAAGGAGACCACGGUGACGGACGGAGGGACGGACAGGGUGAAAGACUGCGGUGGGGCAGGAGCGGCUGUGUACAUAUUCGGGGUUACGGUUUCCCCAGCUUCCGGAGAGCAGACAGUGACGGUAAAGAGGCAUCGGAGUUAGUGAUGCGUGUGAGCAGUUUCUGUGCUCUUGGUGUCGGUGUCAUCGUCGUGGGGAAGACCUCGUGACUGCUCCUGGUGCACGUGGUACCCGUCUGGUAAGUGAGCUUGCUGCAUUCCAGGGUGCAUUUGAUAAUGGCCUUUAGGAGGGGCAGCUCCACACUCCCUGAGUGUGGCCUCACUGGGGACUGGCUCCAUGCCCUGAGGCGUUUCGGUGACUUCUAGGAACCGCAAGGACCCAUCUCAUUGGCCCAGGUGAGUAGAUGAGAGGGGUGAGAAAUCCCACGUGGCAUCGAGCAGGACUGUCCUGGCGCUCCGUGCCUGCUGUUCUGGAGCAGGGAGCCACGCCUACCACUGGGUGAGCCCACCGGGAAGUUCCCCACGGGGUGGCGGAUGGAUGAGCGGAUGUGGGCAUCGGGCAGAGGGCACAUACCCCGGGGUAAAGGAGGAGCCUUGCAAGGCCCCAUCCUUCCCGGUGAGUGGUCAUGCCUGGUCCCCUGUCUGGGACUUGUCACUGAGGGCCUUUGAGAGGAGAGCCUGGAAUGGUCAGAUCAACGGGAAAGGCUCCCUGUGUCGGGGGCGGGGGAGACAGGGUGUCCUGUGGUCACAGAGGGGCGAGGACUCAAGUCUCAGUGGCAUGGUCUCUUGGGGACUUCAUGUUAUAUUUGGUGGCAACUGGCCCAGGACAGAGGGAGAAACCAAGCUCACACAUACGUACCCACCCAAAACCCACCAGGUCUCUGCCCUCCCCAGGCCAAGCCGCCCACCAGAGGAUUUGGGGAGACUAAGGCACAGGCAGAGCAGAGGAAGUGAACACUGGGGGGUCCCUUCUGGGCUCGGGCCUGGGUUCCUUCACAUUUUCUGAAGUUAGGACGCUGAGCCAUCUGUACGGUGCUGCUGUCCUCACUGACCAUGUCGCAGCUGCCCAGUGCUGGGCUGAGCUUGUUCUGCAGGGGCCGAGAAUGUUCCCACCAGGCGGGCACAGGGACAGCGGUGCUGAGUGCUGUCAGGGCCGUUGCCACAUUUUCACUGUCCACGCCAAGUUCCCUCCUGGGAUAGAUUCCUGGAGGGGCAUUAAAGCGUAGGAAGACCUUUCAGGUCUUCAUUAUCUAGUGACAAAAAGGGUUUCCAGAAAUGUCCAUUCGCGUUCCCACCAGCACGGGGAGGAGCGCCCAGCGGCCAGCGUUGGGUGUUCUGGGCUGGAUGUUUGCCGGUUGGGUUACAGCAGAGGCCUUGUGGUUUGGUCUGCACUUCUGGGUUCUCUCUCUGCAUUUGGUGGCUGUAUUUCCUCUUCUGUGGAUUGUCAGUGCCCCUCGCUGUACCUACUGAGGUCUGAUAAAUUUGUAUAAGCUCAUUAUUAUAUAUUAAAGAUACUAACCUGUG
Messenger RNA from Cavia porcellus (domestic guinea pig), 4933 nucleotides. It is a transcript of the gene Rtl6, whose product is annotated as retrotransposon Gag like 6. The coding region runs from base 553 to 1272 and encodes 239 amino acids. The record is from RefSeq and is a predicted model, not a curated record. The transcript has a single exon. Lineage: Eukaryota; Metazoa; Chordata; Mammalia; Rodentia; Caviidae.